ACCUAAUCAAAAUGGCGUCUGUCCACGGUGUGGACUUCCUCCAAAAUGAAAUCGAAAAAGCAAAAGAAAGCCUCAAAGGAGUGGAUGAAAACCUUAAAAGGGUGAUGGGGAGAGAUCCUUCUCAAAGGGGUGCAGAAAAUAGAGGUUUGGGAGGAUCUGGGCCAAUGGUGAAUAGGCGGCGAGUGACUGUAGGUGGGACUGAAAGCUUCAGGGGUAGAGAACGUACCUUCAACACUGGGGACAGGAGAGGAGCAGGAGGAGGAUUGGAGAUCUACUCACCCCCAGCCAAGAGGAGGAACAUGGGCCAAGGAGUCACAGCAAGGCUGGGUGGAAGAGUAGGAGGGAGGCAAGGCCGGGAUAGUGGAGAUGAAGAGGAACUCCCCAACAAGCCCACUAUCCUGUCAUCUGUAGUCCCUACCCCAGAGGCAGUCAAGUCCCGCAAAGACAGCAUCGAUGAGCAAAACAAAGAUGAGAGAGGAAAACAAAGAAAUCGGCGCAUGUUUGGUAUGUUACUUGGUACAUUAAAGCGGUUUAAAGAUGAUUCCAAACAGGACACUCAAAAAGAAAACAGCCGCAAAGAAAUUGAGAAGAAGCUUGAAGAGAAAGCUUUACAAGAGAAGGAUGCAAUCAAGAGAGAGCGUGAGGAACUCUUCCAGGAGCGUCGCUCCCAGCAGACAAAACUGCGCCGGUUGGAGCACAAGAUGGAACUGGUGCAACUGCAAGAACAGUGGGAGAAAGAAACCCUAAAGAUGAAGAAUUUUAUUCGUACCAAGGUGAAGCCACACAUAUUCUACCUGCCCAAGAGUCAUGUGGAGGAGACUAGCAAGCGCUUGGCUGACACGAAGACAGUUCUUGAUGAGCUGAUCAAAACCAGGAAGCAGAAGUUGCAGAUGCGCAUAGAAAAGAUGAACCAGAAAGAAGAGGCUAGGGACAGACGUGCACAGGGAAUUCAGGAAGAUGAGCAGGAAUCUAGUGGAGAAGAAGAUAAUGAUGAAGCAGAGGAUAAACCUAAGAACAAAGAUAAAGCAGAGGGAGAUGGGGAUGGAAGUCGUAAGAUUAAAGUUGAAGAUAAGGAUGGAGAUAAGGGAGAGGAGGGCAAAGGUAGACCAAGGGAAAGGAGGUUCAGUGAGAGAGAGAAGAGACCUAGAAGUGGGGAAGGGAGGGACAGGUCCAAGCCACGUAGUGGCGAAAGGGAUGAGGGAAGAAGCAGAGACAAAGGUUCCAGAAAACAUAGUGAUAAAAGGGAGGGAUCCAAACAUCGUAGUGGGGAAAGGGAUAGAAAAUCUAGGAGCAAAAGUAGGGACAGGAGAAGGGGGAGGCAUCGUAGUGGAGAUCGCCAAUCAAGGAGUAAAAGUAAGGAAAGGGGAAAGCACGGAGGGGAAGGGCGGAGAAGCAGGGAGAGGAAUAACGAUAAGGAUAAAAGAAAAAGUAGGGAACGCAGGCAUAGUGGUAGAGAUAAGAAAGAAAGUGGGAGGAGGGAAAGUGUUGAAAGGGAUGGUAGCCCAACUGCGGGAAAAAAGUCAGUGGAGGGUAGGGAAAGUAGGGAAGGAAGUGUAGGGCAAGAUGCUAGAAGAGAAGACAAGGAAGGUAAGUCAGACCAACUAGAGAAAACAGAACCUAUGGAACAUGAUGGUGAAAAGGAAAUGCAUGAAGCUCAGGAUACAUCUAGUGAUAAACUUCCCAAAGACAGUGAAGAGAAUGAUGAAGGGGAAAAUUCAAUGGACACUGAAACUUCCAAUGUAAAUGAAAAUGGUGAAACAUAAUUUUUUGUGAUGACAGAUUAUUUCAACAGAUUUUAUAUUAAUUAUUUUUUAUACUGUAUGUUCAGUGACUUCAGCUUAUCUCAAUUUUAAAUUGUGGACAAUUAGUGAUUGCAUCGAAACAUAAUAUGAAUAUGCAACAAGGGAGUGAAUUCUUAGUUCUGGUUAGUUUUUAUGUGAGAGAGGUUCAAACAUUUAGCUUAGAUGUUGUAACAUUGACUUCAGAACUUGUACUUUGGAAACCAACAACUCAUUUGAAACAAAGGGAGGUUCAUCCAAAAUAAAACAGAUUUCAUAGUCUGUCCAUGAUGUGUUGCUGUACUCAUAUUAUUACUCGUGUGAAUGCAAAAAUACUAAGUUUUAUUGUUUUGUUUUGUUUGAACCAUAGUUGUAGGUAACAUAAUAUAUAAAAUUUGGUUUUAUUUGGAUUUUAUUCAUGUGAUGAUUUCUAUGUCACCAUCAUGUGUAUUAUGUCACCAUCAUAUGUGUUAUGUCACCAUCAUAUGUGGUGACAUAUUGUUGUGAUCUCCAAGUUUUUUGUGAGUGGUUGGUGUUUGGCGUUCAGAGUUUGGCAUCUGUAACAAAUGGCA
Messenger RNA from Owenia fusiformis, 2350 nucleotides. NCBI's taxonomy places the organism in Eukaryota, Metazoa, Annelida, Polychaeta, Sabellida, Oweniidae. The record is from the annotation of a GenBank genome assembly.